This is a messenger RNA of Scatophagus argus, 2251 nucleotides long. It is a transcript of the gene ighd, whose product is annotated as immunoglobulin heavy constant delta. The transcript has 7 exons. NCBI's taxonomy places the organism in Eukaryota, Metazoa, Chordata, Actinopteri, Scatophagidae. The record is from RefSeq and is a predicted model, not a curated record. The coding region runs from base 141 to 1298 and encodes 385 amino acids.
AUGGAUUUUAAGAGCAUAGGGGGAUUAAUUAAAGGUUGAGGUAGACUUCUUGCACUCGACAGUAGACUUUUCAAACUAACAGCUGAGUAGAUUCAGCACUGUGCUACUACGGUGCUUUUGACUACUGGGGAAAGGGUACAAUGGUGACUGUUUCAUCAGCCACUCCACAACCACCAACCGCGUUUCCUCUGAUGCAAUGUGAUGCUGCAACAGCAGACACGAUCACUGUUGGCUGUCUUGCCACCGGCUUCACACCCUCCUCACUGACCUAUGCAUGGAGGAAAAAUGGAGUAGCCUUGACAGACUUCAUUCAGUACCCUCCAGUACAGAAAAACAACCUGUAUACAGGAGUCAGUCAAAUCCGAGUGAGGAGACAGGACUGGGACAGUAUAAAGACUUUACAAUGUGCCGUGACACAUCCAGCAGGAAAUGCUGAGGUUGGUGUGUACGGAGGCCCACAUACUCCUGAGGAAGACGUCAUUAAGCCAAGCCUUAAAGUGUUGGCCUCCUCUGAUGAGGAAAACGAAGCCUCCUUCUCCUGCUUUGCCAAAGAUUUUUCACCAAACACUUAUGAGUUCAAAUGGCUGAAAAAUGACAAGGACAUCGCCAACAAAAAAUAUGAGCUCACAACACCUGCUAAAGAAACAAAGUAUGAGAAUGGAACUGUAGUGUACAGUGCAGCAAGCCUUCUCGUAGUGCCGUCCAGUGAGUGGACUUCAGGAACAACAUUUACAUGUCAGUUUAAGGGGGAAGGUGAAACUGUCACGAAUUCAUCUGUGACUCACGAUAAACCUCCAUGUGGCGGAUGUAAAACAGCUGAUGUGGACAUAACAAUCUUAGGACCAAGAAUGGAGGAUAUCUUUAAGGAUAGCCUUGGACAGAUAGUGUGUCAGGUCAAUGUAAGCAAGCCAUCUGUCAGUAGGAUUUGGUGGGAGAACGAGUUUGGAAAAGAACUGGUUAGUUCCCCACAGGACGCCAUUAAAAUAACUACAGGCGUAUUCAACCUUUCACUUGAGAUCACGUAUGAAGAAUGGAGCCAGGGGGUAAAGCGCUACUGCUUUGUUGAACACACAGAGUGGGUGGAGCCAACAAAGAGACCCUUUGAAAGGAAUGCUGAGCUCCUGAUUGAACCUAACUAUAAGUGGGACAGUACCAUGGAGGCAGAAGAAGAUAACAUGGGAGACACAGCUAUCACCUUCAUCCUUCUCUUCCUCAUCACUCUGCUGUUCACCAUUGGAACGACUGCUUUCAAGGUAAAGUUGUGCACAGAUUUGUAUUUAAUUCAACCAGACAAGUGAGUAAACACUUUUAUGUAUUCAAACUACAAAGAUGCAAGAGCAAAAAGGCACCCACUCCUCCUAACCUGAGGUGUAAAAUGACAAUAGGUUCAAUAAAGCUUAGGGACAAUUAUUAAAAAUUAAUGUUUGAUCAUAAUUUGUUACUCUUUUGAAGAUCUUAUUAACCACACUGGAACAAAAACUAUCUUUAUCCAUUAUGCCACUAUGUUUUUACAUUUUUUUUUUUGAUAGCUUAUACUUCUAAGUUAUUGCAACAGAAGCUUAGGUAUCAGUGAUGAUCAACAGCAAAGUUUGUGCAGUUUCAUACUUUGAAACAUGAUAAACAUACAGUUAAAAAUUACCUUUGUAAAGUAUAGCCAUUGUUAAAUGUUAAGCUUUUUGAACACAACAAUGAUUAUUUUAAAUUAAGCCUUUAUUGUAUAUUCAGUAUCAUCCCAAAUUCCUUUUUCUGAAGCUAAUUAAGAUAAAUUAUUUUUACAUUAUGACAGCAAACAAAAGCAGAAGCCAGUUGUAACACUUUCACUGUGCAGUAUAUGUUUAUUUUACAAUCAUCAGAUGAUUACAUGUAUGAUGUUAAUUCUCACUUGACAAUAAUAAAGCUGAUCUCACCUGUAAGAGUGAGAUCAGCUCAUAACACCAUUGAAAUCCAAAACAAAUAUCUAAGUUCAACUUUUACUUAAACCAUGAAGCGCAUCCUUACACAGAGAUCAGGUCAGCAUUCAGGCUUCAUGUGUGUAUUAUGAUAUGUAUUAUACAGCAAUGUUGUAACUUGUAACUUUUGCAAUAUAACCACACAUGUAAGUGGUGAGAAAUAGCAUUUGAUCACUGUACUGCAGUAUUACUAAUUCUUUUAUUUUUAUUCUUUUUCUGUCUUUUCAGAUUAAAUGAAACAAGAUGAACUGUCUGUAAAAAGUUUUUUUCUCACAUUUUUUCUUAAAAAUUCAUUGCAUCAU